This is a messenger RNA of Malaclemys terrapin pileata, 974 nucleotides long. RefSeq names its product organic anion transporter 7-like. The transcript has 2 exons. The record is from RefSeq and is a predicted model, not a curated record. Lineage: Eukaryota; Metazoa; Chordata; Testudines; Emydidae. The coding region runs from base 404 to 970 and encodes 188 amino acids.
ACCAUUCUAAAGUUCAUAGAAAAGGUGUGUGGAGUUUUCCCGAGCUGACAGGAAACUAGGAAUAGUUGCAUGGGAAUUUUUGCAACAAAGGAGAAGCAACGUGGUAUCAUACUCAGUUAUUUAGGGAGAAUAUAACUCAAUGCCUCCUCUUUGGAAACUACGCCCUUAAGAAUCCAUGGACCCUAUUUGCCAACAGCUGACUUUUUGUAAGAAGUGCUGCGCUUUAUGGCUGUUGUUGAAGUUGUGAAGUGCAAUACAAGCUGGAUUCAAAUUAACGUCUUUCGUUGUGCGAUCAAAAUAUCUACACAGUUUAAUUUUUACAAUUCAGGUAACGUCCAUUAUUCAAGCCCCAUCGUUUUUGCUUAACCCAGACAGUUAGUGCUGAAUCUUCCAACCCUGCACCAUGAGUUUUGCCAAGCUCUUAGACCACGUCGGGGGGAUGGGUCGCUUCCAAAUCAUCUAUGCGAUCUUACUGGCUAUCCCAGUUUUCAUAAUAGCCAGCCAUAACCUCCUGCAGAACUUCACUGCUGCCAUCUCUGAGCACCACUGCCAGGUCCAUAUCAACAUCAACAACACUCCUUACACCAACCUCACCGGAAAGCUCGCUGCCAAGGACCUCCUCAGGGUCUCCAUCCCCAUGGACAGCGACCAGCAGCCAGAGAAGUGUCACCGCUUUGUCACCACGCAGUGGCAGCUCCUAGACUCCAACGCCACAGUCACAAACCUAACUGAGCUGGAGACUGAACCCUGCGCUGAUGGGUGGGUGUACGACAAGAGCAUUUUCACCAGCACCAUCAUUACAGAGCUCACCUCAAUUGAUUGGCCUCUUGCAGUCAGUAUGGCUACUUCCAUCUGUUCAUGUUCUCUGUAUGUACAAAUAUCUUUUUUCUGUGUGUUCCAUUCUAUGCAUCCGAUGAAGUGGGCUGUAGCCCACGAAAGCUUAUGCUCAAAUAAAUUUGUUAGUCUCUAAGGUG